Messenger RNA from Triticum turgidum subsp. durum (durum wheat), 2022 nucleotides. Lineage: Eukaryota; Viridiplantae; Streptophyta; Magnoliopsida; Poales; Poaceae. The record is from the annotation of a GenBank genome assembly.
AUGCGGAGAUCGAAGGGAUCAGGGCGGCGGCGAGCUGCAGACGAGCGGAAGCUCAUCCGGAUGGCGGACGAGGCGGCCGCAGCGAGCUCGAUGCAAGCGGCAGCGGCGGCGGCGCUGGCCUCCCUCCACCUCCCUCCUCCAGGACUGACAGAAACUGACAACCAAGAUCGGAAAAAUUUCGGGAGAGGAGCACGGAUAAAGCGCAAGGCGAAGCGGAAGUGGGGCUUCGUUGGCGGUGAAGCGGGCGCGGUGGACUCUGGCGGGCUGCGUCCCCGUCUUAGUCAUCGCCGGUCGACCUGCAGGGGAGGAGUUGGAUCCAUGGAUGAAGUAUUACAUGGUGAAGUGGGCAUCAGGAGCCGUUUCAGUGCUGGGAGGAUUCGAGAGAUCAUGCGUGGUCUGACACCCCGGCAGCAGGGGUAUGUUGCAAAGUAUGGAUUCGAGCAUUUCAAUCGUAUCGGGGCAUUCUCUGUUCAUGAGCCACUGACUGAGUGGAUCAUGGGAAAAAUUAACCCCCCGUUCUCUGAGUUCAGAAUUAAUGCGGACAAGACAAUAGUUUUCAGCAAGCCCCUUGUUCAGAAAAUUCUAGGUGUACCUACAGGGGGAAGACCCUUUGUACUGCAUGGUCAGAAGUCGGACAAAAUCAAAGAACUGCGAGAUCUGUACUUAAAUAAUGGACUAAGGGCAACCAUCCCCCAUUGUGUCAGUUUGCUUAAGAACAACGAGGAUGAGGAAUCCUUCAUGAGGACAUUCCUGCUUAUUGCACUGGCGGCAGUGCUCACCCCCACCACUGGGAAUACAAUAGACCUUGACUACCUGUGGGCCUUUGAAGAUAUGUCAAAGGUGCAUGACCUUGACUGGGCAGGCCAUAUCACGGAGCAUCUGAUGGACGAGGUCCAGAAAUUUCAGUACAAAUCUAGGGAGGAAAAGAUGAGAGACUUCUGGGUUGGUGGGUGCUUGCCUUUGCUCACGAUCGCUUACAUGGACCACUUGGAUCUCCCAAGAGGGCGAAUUGUAGACCAUGAAAUUAACUACUCGGUGCCCAGGAUCUGCCAUGUUUCUAAGGAUGAUUUCCAGUUUGCCGCAAUUGCUGACCUGCAUCGUCAACAUUUCAAGUUUGCCACAUUUGGGAUACUUCCAUUCCGUGAUAGAACACCAUACGCUGAUAAUCCAGUAACCGAUACAGAAGUAGCAGCAGAUGAUCUUCAUAUUCUCUCGAAUGAUCAAGUCUUAUCAGGGCAAUGGGAACUUGUAGAAGUACACGAGCAAAAAAUAGACGAACUUGUAAAAGAAACUCAACCUGAAGCCCUUGGGUUUGCAGAAGCGAGCAUCGAUCAUUUCCGUCUUGGAAGAACUGAUAUCGGCUCAAAUCAAGGAACUAAAAAAACAGCUAGCUGCGAAAGGGGCAGUUCUAGCCAUUGUAGGAAUACUGCAAAGGCGGCUGUGACACCCUCUUCGUCUGAGAAAUCAGUAGAAGACAGUGCUCGAGAAUAUGAAUCUUCAGAGUCAGAUGAUCACCCGACACCUCCAGAAGCUGAUUAUGGGGUAAUAUUCAGGAGUUAUCUAUCUGGAACACAAAUGGAGAGAGUAAACAUGCUUAUCCACAAAAUUAAACCUGAAACUACUGUAUUCGUGGCUACCAUGAGGAAGUGCGAUGUUCAGCUACCUACUCCUCUUCUGAUCAUUUCGAAGGAACGCUCAUUAGCCGCAGCUGCACACUUUCCGCAUGAAAACGGGGCCGUCACACUUCAGAUGCCGGGCAAGAGCGAGAAGUGGAGGCCAAGAUUCUUCAUAGAAAAAGACAAUUGCAUGCUUGCGGGUAAUUGGUUAGACUUUGUAUGUGACAACCAAGUGCAGGUGGGCGACAUAUGCAUCUUUGUACCGGCAAAGGGUGGGGAAAGGUCCACUUUCACGGUCCAUAUAAUUCGUGCAGAAGUUACUCAUCGUAGGGGUGUUAAAAGGGUUCGCUCCAGCCUUGAUUCUCCGGUUGGCGUGGAAGGAAUGGCAAAUCCAGAUGCCGUUUAG